Molecule: messenger RNA, 3531 nt
Organism: Cicer arietinum (chickpea)
Lineage: Eukaryota; Viridiplantae; Streptophyta; Magnoliopsida; Fabales; Fabaceae
Product: protein transport protein SEC23 A
Biological process (GO): COPII-coated vesicle cargo loading; endoplasmic reticulum to Golgi vesicle-mediated transport; intracellular protein transport
Cellular component (GO): COPII vesicle coat; endoplasmic reticulum exit site
Molecular function (GO): zinc ion binding; GTPase activator activity
Source: RefSeq, a predicted model, not a curated record
CUUGAGAAGCUGUCAUAGGCAGAAACACGCCAGCUAGGAAAUACAAAGGGCGAAAUACAUGAAUUAAUGUAGAAAAAAAAAAACCGAGGUUUGAGUUGAGGAAUUUAUUUGUUUCAGUGCGUGUGUGGUCCGUUGUUUUCUCUUUUGUUCGUCUUAAUAACCUUUUUUAUCUCAAUUGUAAAAUUGGAUUAGAGUGAGGAGGGGACACAACAUUAUAGCACAACACAAUAGUAGGAUUUUGAUUUUCCAUCUUCCAACCGAUCCCUAUUCCCAUUCAUUCAUUCAUUAGUCGGAAUCAACAAGAGUCAACAAUUUUCACCAUCAUUCUUUCUUUUUCAUAUCCUCAACCUUAUUAGCACUUUCUCGUCUCUCUCUCAGAUGGGAUCUCUCUGAUUACUUGGCUAUCCACCUAAUUUUGUUCAGGAAUUCCAAUUCCCGGCCGGAGGUUUCAACAAAUUCUGUGGAGUAAAGUUAGAAUCUUUGAUAAAUAUAUUUUCUUGAUCGUCAUUGCUGUAAAUUUUGUAACCUUUUAUUAUCUCCUGAUACUUGAUACUGGGUUUGUGUUUGGUUGUGAAGUGAUCUUUUUUUUGCGUUACCUUGAUUUUCAAUGGCUAAUAAUAACCCAACACAACCUAAUGUUGGGUUCAUCCCUUCAAACCCAGAACAUAGACAGAGUCCAACUCCAAACCCUGACAAGACUCCAAUUCCUCCACCUCCAAGUUUUGCAGCAGUGCCUAGAUUUCCUCCACCAAUAUUACAUUUGCAGAAAGAUCAAGCUACGCCCCAUUCCAAUGGCAGUCCAGUUCCUCACUUGAGCACACCUCCUGGACCUCCUGUUUUUACUACGCCUGUCCGUCCGGCUGCUGUUCCUUUUCGAACUUCGCCUGCUUCGCCUCAGCCACUUGCUCUUUCUUCGGCCUCUUCUUUGCCAACUUCAUCGCCGCCUCAUUACACAAAUAGAUCAUCUGACUUGCAGCCACAAGUUUCUGAUAGCAUAGAGGAUCACAUUUCACUUGGGGAGUCAUCCUUUGUACUUUUUUCAGCUCACAAGGUUUUGAAGCAGAAGAAACAAGCUAAUGUACCCAGUUUGGGUUUUGGGGCAUUGGUCUCUCCUGGGAGGGAAGUCUCAACAGGCCCACAGGUAAUACAGCGUGAUCCCCAUCGCUGCCAAAGCUGUGGGGCAUAUGCAAAUAUAUAUUGCAACAUAUUGCUUGGAUCAGGCCAGUGGCAGUGUGUUAUUUGUCGAAAACUAAAUGGAAGUGACGGUGAGUAUGUUGCACAUAGCAAGGAAGAUCUUCAUAGGUUUCCUGAACUAUCUUCACCAAUGGUUGACUUUGUUCAAACUGGGAACAAGAGACCUGGAUUUGUUCCAGUUUCAGAUUCCAGAAUGUCUGCCCCAGUAGUUCUUGUAAUAGAUGAAUGUUUAGACGAACCUCACUUACAACACCUUCAGAGCUCUUUGCAUGCAUUUGUUGAUUCUCUCCCUCCAACAACAAGAUUAGGAAUUAUACUAUAUGGCCGUACUGUAUCAGUGUACGAUUUUUCAGAAGAUUUAGUUGCAUCUGCUGAUGUGCUUCCCGGGGAGAAGUCACUGAGUCAAGAAUCUCUGAAAUUUUUGAUUUAUGGUACCGGUAUUUAUUUGUCUCCAAUGCACGCUUCUUUGGCCGUAGCGCAUUCCAUAUUUUCAUCGUUGAGGCCAUAUAAGUUGAACAUGCCAGAAGCUUCCAGAGAUCGGUGCCUAGGAACUGCUGUUGAGAUUGCUCUUGCUAUAAUUCAGGGUCCGUCAGCUGAUCUGUCCCGAGGGGUAGUCAAAAGGCCAGGGGGCAAUAGUAGAAUUAUUGUUUGUGCUGGUGGACCGAACACUUACGGGCCUGGAUCCGUUCCUCAUUCUUUUAAUCACCCUAAUUAUCCUUAUAUGGAAAAGACAGCAUUAAAAUGGAUGGAGAAUUUAGGUCGCGAGGCUCAUCGACACAAUACUGUGAUUGAUAUUUUAUGUGCUGGAACCUGCCCUGUAAGAGUUCCUAUUCUACAUCCUCUUGCAAAAGCAUCGGGUGGAGUUUUGGUUCUUCACGAUGAUUUCGGAGAAGCCUUUGGCGUUAAUUUGCAAAGGGCAUCUGCCAGAUCAGCAGGCUCCCAUGGAUUGUUAGAAUUGCGCACAUCAGAUGAUAUUCUCAUUACUCAAGUUGUGGGUCCAGGGGAAGAGUCACAUGUAGACACCCAUGAAUCAUUUAAACAUGACACCGCUCUUUAUAUUCAAAUGCUGAGUGUUGAAGAGACACAGAGCUUCUCUCUCUCCAUGGAAACCAAAGGAGAUAUCAAAAGUGAUUUUGUCUUUUUCCAGUUUGCAAUUCAGUAUUCAAAUGUGUAUCAGGCUGAUGUCUCGAGGGUCAUUACUGUUAGAUUGCCAACAGUAGAUAGCGUUUCAGGAUAUCUCGAGAGUGUUCAGGAUGAAGUGGCCGCUGUCCUCAUUGCAAAGAGAACUUUAUUACGAGCCAAAAGCCAUUCCGUUGCUGUUGAUAUGCGAUCAACAAUAGAUGAAAGAAUCAAGGAUAUUGGACUAAAAUUUGGCUCCCAAUUACCCAAAUCAAAACUUCAUUGCUUCCCGAAGGAGCUUUCUCUCUUACCGGAGCUACUCUUCCAUCUCAGGAGAGGGCCGCUAUUGGGAUGCAUUAUUGGCCAUGAAGAUGAGAGGUCUGUGCUGAGGAACCUGUUUCUAAAUGCAUCCUUUGAUCUAUCGCUCAGAAUGGUGGCGCCACGUUGUCUAAUGCACAGGGAGGGGGGAACUUUUGAGGAGCUACCGGCUUAUGAUCUUGCUAUGCAGUCUGAUACUGCUGUUGUACUUGACCAUGGUACCGAUGUCUUCAUUUGGCUGGGUGCUGAACUUGUAGCUGAUGAAGGAAAAAGUGCUGCUGCUUUGGCUGCAUGCAGGACAUUGGCCGAAGAGCUGACCGAAUUCCGUUUUCCAGCUCCUCGGAUCCUUGCAUUCAAGGAGGGUAGCUCUCAAGCUCGAUACUUUGUCUCACGUCUCAUACCAGCUCAUAAGGAUCCUCCUUAUGAACAGGAGGCAAGGUUCCCACAACUUAGGGCAUUAACAUCAGAACAGAGAACAAAGCUGAAAAGCAGCUUUGUUCACUUUGAUGAUCCGAGUUUCUGCGAAUGGAUGCGAAGUUUGAAGGUCGUGCCACCUCAACCGAGUUGAUUACCUGGAAGUAGUCUGCUUUAGGUGUUUUGGUGGUUUGAUUUAUAAGCUCCUGAAAAGGUCCAAGUUUGUUUGCAUCUUUUGUGGAAUAGAUACAUACAGUGAAAUCUUGCAGAUGUCCCAAAACUCUUGAUUCGGAGUCUCUCCCAUUCAUUUUGUUCACUUCUUAGAAACGACCACAAAGGUGCAAGUUGCACUUGAAAAAUGUUUUUGUUUUGUUUUUGUUUUAUUUGGGGAUGUUCUUCGGCCGAAAUUUUCACAAUUUACAUGACAUCAGUUAAUAUGUUACCAUAGAGCAAUAAAGGAUUUCUCUUUAUUUAUAUUUAUAGCAA